Molecule: messenger RNA, 2298 nt
Organism: Lottia gigantea (owl limpet)
Lineage: Eukaryota; Metazoa; Mollusca; Gastropoda; Lottiidae
Exons: 11
Coding region: 18-1052 (344 amino acids)
Biological process (GO): purine ribonucleoside salvage
Cellular component (GO): cytosol; nucleus
Molecular function (GO): adenosine kinase activity
Source: RefSeq, a predicted model, not a curated record
AUUUAAUAUUGCACGAAAUGGCAAGACCAGGUAUCUUACUCGGCUAUGGAAAUCCUCUGUUAGAUAUUUCUAUCAUAAGUGAUGAAGAUUUUUUAAAGAAAUAUGACUUGAAAGCUAAUAAUGCUAUUUUAGCAGAAGAAAAACAUCUUCCUAUGUAUGAUGAUAUGGUUAAAUCUUAUCCUGAUACUGUGGAAUAUGUUCCUGGUGGAGCCACUUUAAAUGCAAUUCGAGUUGCACAGUGGCUGGUAGGUGUGGAUAAUGCCACAACUGUAUUUGGUUGUAUUGGUAAAGAUGAUAAGUUUGGUUCAAUUUUAAAAGAAAAGGGCAAAGAUGCUGGUGUCAAUGUAAAGUUUCAAGUCACAGAAAAACAACCCACUGGUACUUGUGCUGUAGUUUGUACUGAAAAAAAUAGGUCUUUAGUGGCUAAUCUUGCUGCAGCCAAUUGCUUCACAGAAAGUCAUUUAGAUGAUCCUGAAAACUGGAAGUUAGUUGAAAAAGCGGAUUUUUACUACUGUGCAGGUUUUCCACUAACGGUUUGUCCUGAAGCCAUGCUACGAAUUGCUAAACAUGCAAAUGAACAUAAUAAAGUAUUUUGUAUGAAUUUAUCAGCACCAUUUUUAUGUACUGUAUUCAAAAGUGCCAUGUUACAAGUUUUACUAUAUGUAGAUAUUUUAUUUGCCAACGAAACAGAAGCUGCAGAAUUUGCUACUGCUAAUGAUAUUAAUACAAAAGAUCUCAAAGAAGUAGCAUUAAAAGUAGCAGAUAUGGAAAAAGUUAAUUCUAAAAGAUCGAGAAUGGUUGUUUUUACACAGGGAGAUUUACCUGCUAUUGUAGCUAAAGAUGGUAAAAUAACAGAAUACCCUGCGUCUAGUGUUGAUAGUAAAAAUAUUGUGGAUACUAAUGGAGCUGGUGAUGCCUUUGUUGGAGGAUUUUUAGCACAGUUAGUUCAAGGCAAACCAAUCAGUGAAUGUAUGAGAUGUGGACAUUGGGCAGGAAAUUUAAUUAUACAGCAAUCUGGUUGUACUUUCCCUAAAAAACCAUCAUUUGUAUAAUUUAUGGAUUAUUUCAUCUCAAACUAAGGUUUAAUCAUUCUAUGCAUGUCUUUAAAUAUUAUUCACAACUAAUUUUUACACUGACUUAACUCAUGAAUUAUAGCACCUCACUAUCACCCCUCUUUUUAAAACAGACAAGUGCCAAUGAAAAUUACUACCAUAAAAAGUCUGUUUAUUAACUCCAUCAUUAAAUAACAAAAGCAUAUGAUGGAAAACUGACUGUAUGAACUAGUCUAUCCAGUCAAAGUAUACAAGCUGGUAAAAUCAAGGAGGUAUACAUGAAAUGAGUCAUUGAAAAUGACUACUCAGUGAAUUGUGCCAUAUUGUUAAUAAAAUUUUAUUACUGGGAUUUGACCUCUGUACCUGGUCAUUAGGAUGUUAAAUUGUUAAAGAAAAUGAGUAUGAUUUGUUAAACAAGACUUUUUGGUGACCUUUUUAGUAAAAUUCUUUCAAUAUUCUGAUUAAACAACAGAUCUAAGUGUUGUCAUAUUUUUCAGUGGGUGACUCAAAUAUAUAAUAAUUCAAAUAAUUCAAAUAAUCUGUAGAAAAAAAACACAUUUGAUCUGACUUCUUCAAAAGACUAAAUUUGUUAGGCCUUUAUCUUGGUUUUUAGUAGGUCAACAAACAACAACAAAACAACAUGUAGAUUGUACCUAGUAUACCUAUGCAAUUUAUGAUUCGCUAAAUAUUAUACUAAUAUGCUAAACUUUAUUGAAUGUCUAACUUGACUUUAUUUAUCAGAAGAUAUUGGCAGAACAAGUUUGUGAGGAAGGAUGCUAGUUAAUGCUUUGAAUAUUUAAUCAGUAUUAAACACAAUAUGAGGAUGACUUUUGUUUAUGUUUGGAUUCAGACUCUCGUGCACAAAUAUGUCGGUAACAUGAUUUACACAAACAUAAUUGCUCAUGUUGAAUCUUUUUGUGUUAUCUGCUGAUUUUGUUAUUUUUGAUUAGAUUUCUAUCACUUUGUUGAAUUAUUUCUAAUCAUCUUUUGAGCUUUGAAAGACAAUUAUCCUAAAUAAUGUAUUAAAGUGAAAAUGUAUCGAGAACCAUGUUCUUAACAGAAAUACAUCUGUCAAUUAUAAAUAUGUUAGUUAUCGUGUCAUUAUACUGUGUAUCUCCUUUAUCAUGUACUUUUAACUUUGAAAAAGAAGUGGAAAUGGCUUUAGAAAGCUCAAAAGAUAUUUUUUGAAGUAAGUUAUUUUAAGUCAUGGUUGUUAUUGCAGAGAAUAAAUCAUUCAUUAACUUUU